CGGCACGACAGGCUCUCAACAAUCACACACGCCUAGGCGGCUGCAGCAGCAGUAACGACACCUCACUCCUGCACAGGCGUCACGACACGAGUCGGCUCAACGCAUCGCAGUCACACCACACGGCUGGCCACUGGUGCGCCACCCGCCCGCGACCACGACCUGAUGUGCAUACCCGCGACGUGAUCAUCACUCGUCGCUGCAUUCGCGACGCUCGACGCUCGUCUGCUCGUCUGCUCGUCGCAACAGCGCCGCCGACGGCACGCACACUCUCGCACCCACCCACACACACCUACUCUCCCUCCCAUUUCGCACAGUCCGUCACCUCCCUUGGCUUCUCCCACUCGCAGCCGCUUGCCACUUAAGAGCCAACCAGCCAGACGCACCGCCUUGCCGUGUAGCGCCCACCUCGCUCGCCACUGCGUGACCUUGAACUCUGGAGACCGACGACGCUCAAAACCUGUAGACGACACGACUCGAACUCUCUCAACGACUCGACCUCCCCCCUACCUUCCCUCGCUGGCGGGACGGCCUUCCUCCCCUUCACGUCUCGACCAGCGACUCUCACCACCGACGCCACCCCGCACAAUGCCCAUCUUCACAAUGGAGCAGGUUGGGGCGCCCGAGCCAGCUCCUGGCCACCGUCGCCGAAGCAUACGGAGACGAAUCAUCUCGUCGCUCAAGAACGGCGUGAUGGUGGCCCAGGUAGUGGCCUGCGUCGUGCUUCUCAUCCUCGCGGCGACGCUCCCGUCGCCCACCCAGCCCCAUAGGAAGCAGAACCAACCCACCGCCGAUUGUCCCCAUCCCCAACUUUUCGAGGCAUGGAUAGGCGCCAACGCCGGCCUCGUUGCCUUGUCGCUCGCCGUCACCGCGUGGGCGGCGUACCGAAAGAACAAGGCUACGUCGAUGGCGGCGUCGGCGGCGCGUCCUGACGUCGAGCGUCCGGCAAACGACAGCAGCGCAUCGGCCGCAGCCCUCAGGCGGCGGCGCAGGCGGCGACGACGCGCCGAGCUUGAGCAGUCCCGGCCGAUCCCACUUGCCCGUGUCCGCUCACUGCCAGACAUGCACUCGAUGCCUUCGGCCCGCAUCGCGCCAAGGCCGCCAGGAUCGGCGUCAUCCCCUGCUCUCCACCUCUACCCAUGCUACCCAAGCGCAGCGAUGUCACCUGGCCCUUCGACCCCCGGGCCAUCGUCGUCACCGACACAAUCGGCUGAAGCAGGUCUCAGCACCGCAUCGCUCGCCCUGUCCCAACCUCAGCGCACAACCCUCGACCUGUCCAAGCCUCCAGAUGCACCCACAAAUAACCAGACUCAAGGCUUGGCCCUCGGCCUCCCAACAAUAACGUCCUUGCCCCCGGCGUUAAUGCGCCCAGCAGAAACCCCCGCAGUGGCCAACCUGUCCACCCCGACACUGCCUCGCGUGAGCGACAACAGCCCGUUGUCGUCAAGCACGACGUUUGGGCCGUACCCCGCCCCCUACGUCACCAAUGCUGAGCGUCGACAGCGUAGAAGACAGGGCUGGGUGUCGACAGUGGACGCGUUGGCGAGCAGGAUCGCGUCGUGGUCCGGAUUCUUCAUUGUCGUCCUGUUCAUCCUGGGCCAUGUUCUGUUGUUCCGCCCCGCUCCAUCGGCGCCAAACUCGUGCUACAGGGGAGCUCCACUACUCUGGUGGGGAGUGCUUGUACCCGUCGCCUACAGUUGGGCCAUCAUCGCCUACUUCACUCUCUUCUUCGCCCUGUUGUAUACUAUCGCCCUUGUCAUUACCCUCCUCAGAAUAACCGGCAUCAUGACAAUGCCAGAGUGGGACACUGGUCGGCAGCAACCCGAGCCUCUGUCCAACGUCGACCUGUUACGGUGCAAGCUCGUGUGCUACGUGCCCGACCCGAAGGAGGGGCCGCCGAGUCCAGAUCCCGACGACCCGGAUGACCCCGCUGCCGACCUGCCAGGCGAGCCUGUACCGAUUGGAGAGAUCGACUACUCUCGACUCCCCAACCCCGCUGUCGUGCUGCCGCCUCACCGAGCGUCGUGUGGUAUCUGCCAAGAGAACUUUACGAUGCCACGCGAGGUGACAGGCCGCAUCAUGUACGAUGCGCCGUCCCUGCGCCAGCUUCCCUGCGGCCACACUUUCCACUGCGACUGUAUUGACAGCUGGCUUCUGGAACACUCGGGAAGGUGUCCAUACUGCAACAAGUCCAUCAAGGAGAUGCUGGCCGAGCAGACGUCGGCGGCGGCGUCCACCACGGCCCUUGCCACAACGAACGAGGGUGCUGCUCCAGCUGCGACUGAGAACGCAGGCACGCCGCCUGCCGAGCCCCUACCCGCGAUGCCGUCGGCAUCUGCCCUGCAAGUAGACGUCGCCGGUGCAUCCACGGUCGCGGGGACAGAGUCGCCGGUCAUGCCUGGCAAGUUCCCAACGGCCUCGACUUAGUGUGCGCGCCACCGCCGCACCCACCAAACAUAAAUGUUGUACACUACUACAUUGGAGACUCGUCGUGUCACACUCCCCUCUGCAUGC
This is a messenger RNA of Vanrija pseudolonga, 2511 nucleotides long. Its product is annotated as putative RING finger protein. The record is from RefSeq and is a predicted model, not a curated record. The coding region runs from base 586 to 2424 and encodes 612 amino acids. The transcript has 5 exons. Gene Ontology annotation, molecular function: ubiquitin protein ligase activity. Gene Ontology annotation, biological process: ubiquitin-dependent protein catabolic process. NCBI's taxonomy places the organism in Eukaryota, Fungi, Basidiomycota, Tremellomycetes, Trichosporonales, Trichosporonaceae.